Dichomitus squalens LYAD-421 SS1 is the source of this 1248-nucleotide messenger RNA. RefSeq names its product N-terminal nucleophile aminohydrolase. Gene Ontology annotation, biological process: protein maturation. The record is from RefSeq and is a predicted model, not a curated record. The transcript has 11 exons. Lineage: Eukaryota; Fungi; Basidiomycota; Agaricomycetes; Polyporales; Polyporaceae. The coding region runs from base 1 to 1248 and encodes 415 amino acids. Gene Ontology annotation, molecular function: threonine-type endopeptidase activity.
AUGGACCAGUCUGGUCCCCCACCGCUCCAGAUCAUUGCCGUCCACGGAGGUGCUGGAUUUCAUCCCAAAUCGACCGAUUUAGAGGUCAAACAUGCGCUGCGUUUAGCAUGUAGCCGCGCUAUCGAAGCAUUCACGCGCGAACGCGGGGUCGCGCUGCCUGCCGUAUGUGAAGCAAUAUCUGCUCUAGAGGAGGAUGAAUGUCUCAAUGCUGGCUACGGUUCCAAUCUGACCCUCCGCGGUACUGUGGAAUGCGACGCCUCCAUUAUGGAUGGCCGCAACGGUAAUUUUGGCGCUAUCGGUAGCGUUUCAGGUGUGAGGUACCCUAUCAAACUAGCGCAUGAGGUCCUGCUAUACUCGCGCAAGCCGGACCCUCUUGGUCGCACCCCACCGCUCUUACUGGUCUCCUCUGGCGCGUCGGAGUUCGCCGAGUCAUAUGGACUACGAUGCCCACCUCAGUCAAUGGUUUCCCGUCGAGCGCAAGGCGAAUGGGUCAAGUGGAAGAACGAGCUUGACGCCGCGAAGUCUCGUCUAUCCGAGGACUCGCCAGCCACCCCAGGUCAGGAUGCGCCUCCACAGUUGCAGGUCGACGGCCUGCGCGAUAGACAGGACACCGUGGGCGCUGUCGCAUGCAACGCAGAGGGCCACCUAGCGGCUGGCGUGUCAAGCGGCGGCUUACUGCUCAAGCUUCCAGGACGAGUCGGCGAAGCAGCUAUCUAUGGUGCAGGAUGCUGGGCCACGCACAAGACGGCGUGCAGCGUAUCAGGCGCCGGAGAAUACAUCACCAGAAUGUCCCUCGCGCGCGCCCUCUGCGAGGCCAUUGAGGCAGCCGGGGACGAUACAGACACUCACGAGGUCCUCCAACGCGUUCUCGGCGAGGACUUUCUCCAGCUAUGCUCGGAUAGGGGCGAGCCGUCUCCACAGGCGGGCGUGCUGCUUCUAGUGAAGGAAGAGCGCUCCCGCGACGAUAGCGCGAACGUCGGGCACGAUAGCGACAUGGACAGCGACAGCGACGGCAAUGGCGACGAUAGCAACACCGACAAAUCCGAUCGUGGCGGGAACAGCCACGGGGGGCGUCCCGCUUUCAAACCUCGGCUCUGGUGCGCUUUCACAACGGAGAGCAUGGCAAUCGGGUAUGCGACGACCUUGUCCCCGAAGCCCAGCACUGUCAUCCUUCGCCGCCCGCCUCGGGCUCCUGGGAGGGAGAAUAGUCCAUCUGUGUACAUCACGGCGCUGCCGUUGAACUAUUGA